Messenger RNA from Exophiala oligosperma, 1806 nucleotides. RefSeq lists its product as uncharacterized. Bases 1 to 1806 code for a protein of 601 amino acids. NCBI's taxonomy places the organism in Eukaryota, Fungi, Ascomycota, Eurotiomycetes, Chaetothyriales, Herpotrichiellaceae. Gene Ontology annotation, biological process: transmembrane transport. Gene Ontology annotation, molecular function: transmembrane transporter activity. The transcript has 6 exons. The record is from RefSeq and is a predicted model, not a curated record.
AUGUCCGUGUCUGAUCAGUCGACCCUGGGGAACAACGGUGACCACCACGCUCGCACCGAGAAAGACUCCCAUCAUGAACAACACCGGCACCGACGACAACCAGACGUGCUUUCCUCCCCACCGGGGUCCCACGAACGUGCCCUCGGUGUUUCUGGACCUGAAUUGGCCGCCGAAAACCUGGAAGGCGACGACCGGUCCAAACGCACCGACGGUAAGGUCGAACUGACCGAAGAAGACGCCUACGACAAACUGGGCUAUUCGUUCCCGGCGUGGAAAAAAUGGAUGAUCCUCGUCACCAUCCUCCUGAUCCAGACCUCGAUGAACCUCAACGCCAGCAUCUACGCCAACGGCGUCGACGGCCUGGCCGAGAAGUACACCAUCAGCAAACAAAAGGCCCGGGUCGGUCAGAUGAUUUUCCUGAUAUGUUACGCCUUUGGGUGCGAACUGUGGGCGCCGUGGUCCGAAGAGUUGGGCCGCUGGCCUACCCAACAGCUCAGUCUGUUCUUGGUGAAUAUCUGGCAACUCCCCGCCGCCCUGGCUCCGAAUUUCGCCACCAUCGUCGUCGCCCGGGCCCUCGGUGGUCUCUCGACCGCCGGUGGUUCGGUCACGUUGGGCGUCAUUGCCGACCUUUAUCAACCCGAGGAUUCCGGGUUUCAAUAUGCCGUGGCCUUUGUGGUAUUGUCCAGCGUCGGUGGUGCCCCCGUUGGUGCUGUCAUUGGAGGGUUCGUAGGGCAAUAUUUAUCCCUACCGUGGAUAUUCUGGAUGCAACUCUGCAUCGGCGGUGCGGUUCAAAUCAUUCAUUUCCUCAUCAUCCCCGAAACACGAGCGACCAUCCUCCUCGACCGUGAAGCCAAGAGACGUCGAAAGAAUGGCGAGACUCACUUCUACGGUCCCGAUGAGCUAAAGAAACCUCGGUUCCCAUUGAAAGAGUUUGGCAAGAUUUGGGCCAGACCUUUUCAGAUGUUUUUCACCGAGCCUAUCGUAUUGUUCCUAUCCCUCCUCAGCGGGUUCAGUGACGCUCUACUCUUUACCUUUCUCGAAGCUUUUACUCCAGUCUUUAAACAGUGGAAUUGGGAACCGUAUCAAGUCGGUCUCGCUUUCUUGUCUUCCCUGAUAGGUUAUGUCUUUGCAUACCUCACCUAUCUACCCGUCAUCAGACAUCAUAACAAGAUACGUGACGAAGAUCCAGACAAACUAAGUCCCGAGUCUAGGUUGUGGUGGUUACUUUUCCUUGCCCCUCUUGAAACCAUUGGCCUUUUUGGAUUUGCCUGGACGAGUCUGGGCCCAGAUUAUGGUAUACCAUGGAUAGCACCACUUAUAUUUACCGUUCUCAUCGCGAUGGCCAAUUAUGGAAUAUACAAGAGCUCGAUAGAUUACAUGAUUGCCGCGUACGGUCCUUACGCAGCCUCUGCGACCGGUGGCAAUGAUCUAGCGAGGGACUUUUUGGCAGGUAUCGCCGCUCUUUACAGUACACCUUUCUACGAAAACAUCGGUACAAAGUACAAACUCGAGUUGCCAUCGACGAUCCUGGCUUGUUUGUCCAUUGUGGUCAUCAUCCCCAUUUAUAUCUUUUACUGGAAAGGUGAAUGGUUCAGGGACAGGAGCAAAUUCGCCCAGGAACUCAACCUCGGCCGUCGUGGUGCCGUCGAGAGGAGAAGAAGCAGUGUACUCGCAUUGAGGAAUCAAAGUAUGAUGGGUGGUGGUGGUGGUGUGAGUGAGAAGGAGAAUGAAAAGAGAAAACCCAACGCCAGUGGCGUCCCAGGACAUGUCAACCAAAAUGAAAUCAGGCACGUUGAACAGGUGUGA